Molecule: messenger RNA, 6353 nt
Organism: Rhopilema esculentum
Lineage: Eukaryota; Metazoa; Cnidaria; Scyphozoa; Rhizostomeae; Rhizostomatidae
Cellular component (GO): nucleus
Molecular function (GO): protein binding
Source: RefSeq, a predicted model, not a curated record
UUGGAACAAAAUGAGCCAAUCCGCGUACUCCUAAGCUACUCUAAGCCUGUCCUUAAGACCGUAAGUCGCUGCCAUAUCAGGAAGUCAUGGAAUGUUCCGAAUUUGUUUCCUGUGAUUGAAAUCAACCGGAUGUGCAGCCUGUUUCCUCCCAAAUAAAUUGCUGAAAUUUAACUUUGGGAGAGAUCGCAAUUUCCCCAGAGGCAUGACAACAUCAUCUGCUGUGGCAGAUUUGGGCAAGCGGCUCUUAGAGGCAUCACGUAAGGGCAAUGCUGAAGAGGUUCGUCAGCUCAUGGCCACUGGUGCUCCAAUAACAACAGACUGGCUUGGCACUUCUCCAUUACAUCUUGCGGCACAAUAUGGCCAUACUGUGACUGCUGAAGUCUUGCUCCGUGCAGGUGUGAGCCGAGAUGGCAAAACAAAGGUUGAUAAGACUCCUUUGCACUUAGCUGCACAGCAAGGACAUGUUGAAAUUGCACAGAUGCUGGUUAAAUAUGGCGCAGCUAUCAAUGCUGUUGAUAUGCUUACAAUGACACCACUACACUGGGCUGUUGAAGCAAGGAGCCUUCCAAUCUGCAGGUUGUUGAUGGAAAAUGGAGCAAGAACAGAUGUGACAAAUAAGUUUGGCAAAACACCCAUAGACAUCGUCAAAUCCAACGGAUUCAACGAACUUUUGGAUGUCCUCUUGUCCAUCGCUUCUAGCCCUCAAGAAAACGGGGGUAAACGGAUUGGCCACAAAAAUGACUACUCCUUGUUUUUGGAACACAAGAAGCGCAUGCGAACUCGAAAAUUUCCGAUGACCGCUGGAUCAUGGACAGUGGGCGAGAUGCAGUCAGGAGACAAGGAAGAGAGGCUGAAAGCAAAAGAGCCAAAGUUGAUGACGAAAUUAAAUGACAAUGCAUUUAUCCCUUCGAGCGAACGAGUUGAAGCGACAGUUGCAAGCAAUUUGUCGUCUCUUGUUGACGCGGCAGCUUUGGUGAGAUCUAAGGUGCAAGGCACGACGGGAAGUGGCAGGAGCGUUUCAUCACCUGGCAGCUCUGUCGCGAGAGGUUCUUCCGAACCCAGCGUACUCGACACUCUUGCAACCUUGGCAACAGCCUCGACUCAGAUGACAACAUCUGCAUGUGAGACUAAUCAACAAGGGCCGAAAACAGCUGCACACACUGUCGUUCCGAGUUUUGUAACAAUUCCCGGAAUACAAGGUCCGGUCCAAAUCGUCCAAGCGAAUCCGAAUCAACCCGGAAUCAUCCAUCAGAGCCACCUUGCGUCACCCUUGCCCCCUGGAAUGGUUCAGCUCGCUUCACCUUUGGCCUUGAACAUUCUACCAGGGGGUAGAUUUCCGAUCGGACAACCAAUUGUUCCGGGCCAUCCACUUGGAGUUCCGUUCCAGAUGCCACUCCAGUCGCCCGGAAUCCCAGCCGGACAUUUUGUUGCUGUUAGCAGUGGUCAGAAUUUCGCUGUUGUUAGCGGGAUCCCCUCUGGUCAGGUUCUUUCCAAGCCUGGAAAUGUUACUGAUACAGGUCAAAGUCAAGGGGGCACGGUUGUUACUCCUAUUGCUCCUUCACAGCUGACAUCCGCCUUCCAGUAUGCUAACAUCGGUUCUGGCUUAACGCCGAUACCGCUUGUACCUGUUGCGGGGAUCGGCGGAAUACAGUUAGUGCCGCAGGCUAUGUUGCAGACACAACUGCUAAAUGCCAUUCGCGGCGGCAUGCCGCAAGCCCUAGGCGGAGGAGCAGCCCAGCCCCAAUUCGUGGCACCAGGUGGUGCAUACACAAUCCCAAUGUCACCUCUGAACUUAUCAAGCAUUUUACCCACAGCAUUGUCCUUGUCACAAAUCCCGGUCACGCAACAGUCUGUUAACACUAUUGCGCAUGUUUCUUCACUGUCGCCGCAAAGCAUUAAUAAAGUUGUCAUGUCGUCAAGUGAGUCCCAGAAUGACGUUGUUGGAAACAGACAAACUCUCAUAUUAUCAGGUGCCCAGGCAUCCAAGGUCGCAAGCUUUCAACAUCAGCAGAAUAUAACUUUAGGUGCCCAAGGAGAUGCAUUUGCCGAGACUUCUUCGCAACAAGUGGCUGACCAGAGCGCCCAUGCAGAGGCAACAGUUACUGCGCACAACAUGCCAUUUUCGUCAACUGCCCAAAUCAGCUUGGGCACAAUCAGUUCGCCACCUUCUCUCGCUUCCGUACUUGCCUCACAGGCAUUUGCUGCCGGUCACGGCAUUUCAGAAUUGCCUCGUAGCAUUGCCGCUACUACGAUCGGAUAUCAACCACUGACUCCUCGAACCCCCACUAGGGAACCGAAUAUCGCGAGUGACGUAUCCAGAACUGAAAUUUCAGUAAACCCCCAGGGUAUGACACAUAUUGGGGGCGAUUUUAUUACGUCGGGCCCCUCAAAAUCAGAUGUUGGUUUGAGUGAAAGUAACAAAGAUCAUUCCUUGCUGUCGCAACUCACCAUAGCAACGGUCGAAUCAAGAGCGCCAUCUUUAAUCGUCAACAGUUCGGAAAGCCCGCGAAUACCGAUUUCCCCCGUGUCUUUUGCACAGGGGGACGAGGAGAUGCAAAGUGUUUCCCCAUCCCGGAUCAGCCCGACCAAGUCAAGAUCAACAACCCCCGCCAUUUUCUCUACGUCAUCAUCAGAGCACGGCAUUAUGGGAGAUGAUUUGCAAACGUCAGCAAAAUCUGAUCCAAUUCAAUCCAUCGUGACAUCGCCGUCAUUUCAUGAACCUUCCUCGCUUGUAAACAAUUCGUCAGUGUUGCCCGCACAUCACGUCUUACCUCAUCUUCAGCAACUCAUUUACCGCCAACUUCUGCAGCAAAUGCCAACUCGACAGCCUAUAACCUCGGAGUCGUUAGAGUCUCACGAAGGCGCGGUUGACAAAGGGUCGCCAAGCAAUCAAUCGCCGACGCCAUCAUCACCGGGACAACCAAAUUCGCCGUCACGUGAUUAUGAAGAACGGUCAGAUGAUCAAGCAGCCGUCCAAUCAGAAUACUUUUGGAGGGUUAUUGAUCAGGAAAACUCGGAUUUGAAAAGACAGUUCGCUGAAACCGAGCUCGGUUCGGAUUUGUAUACUGGACAUUUUCCGAAAGCGGAACGAAAGGAGGACGCAAGAGACCAACAUAGUCCGAGAUCAGAGGACCGGACCCAAAUGGAUGUGUUGCUUGCCAAAGAUUCAGAUGAAGUCUCCCUGGAAAAUGACCUGCAUAAUAAUAAUGGUCACAGGAAAGGACUAGGAGAGACGGGGGUAGCUGUCAGCCUAUGAUUGGUGAGUGGUAAGGCACAUACCCUUCUCCUAUUCAAGUGCUGUCCUUCUGUAUUUGCCUCGCCCUCAAAGCCUCUGUCGCAAAAUUACAAUUUCAUGUGGCUGCACGUGAUGUAACUGUUGUGAGGCAGUCGGAUAGUCUAACUUUUCAUUCGUGGGAAAAUGUUCAAAAGGCGCAAGUUAUUUCUUCGUGUCCCUCAAGCAGUUUCCACCUGUUAUUCAUAGUUACGUAUCCUUGCUCAAAAACAAACUGAUCUUGUAAAUAACAUAGCUAUUACAUCCCUUCCGCCUCAUUGUUUUUCUCAGAAUUGUCUUGUUUUCCAAGAACUAAUGUACCACGUGACACUCACUAUCCAUUGGUUAUAACACCAAAACGCAGACAUUUGAAAGUUUUUGUAAUUUAUAUAGAAAGCAGAGUAUUAUAAAUUAGAAAAGUAUAUGAUGUAAAGUAGAUUUUAGAAAACAUCUUUGUCAUCCGAUUUUCUAUUAAAGAAUAACUGUACGAGCAACGGGUUUCAAAAUGUUUUUUACCCCAGGUCCUUUCGGGGGGGGGGGGGUUGUAGAGAUCUUCUUUCACCCUGUGCAGGAAAAAAUGCAUUAAUUUUUCCAAAAUGUCUAAUAGCAUAAGUCAUUCGAUCUGUUUCACUACAUGCCCAGGGCAGGGUGUCUAGAAAACCCAGGGACAGGGACAGUCGCCGAGUAUUGCACAAGUAAACGCUGUUGCUUUUUUCGCAAUUCUUUAUAAUUCAUGUCGAUAAAAUUUAUCUCGAUGAAAAAUUUUCUUUACGGUUGGCCCUCCGACACAUUUGCCUCCUUGCCAUGCCCCCUAAUAACCACAUCUUCUUUCCCUCCUUAUGUGGGAAGUACCACUCUUGGCGAUUUUACCUUCUCCAGUUCCCCAAUCCUCGUUGCUCGUACUUUUGUUUCUUGUUGUAACAUUUUACUAUUUGCGACAUUUCUAUAAACGACAGGGUUUUUUACGUGGUGGGUUUGGGACAAAUCUGUUUUUAUAUUUUUUGUUAGGCGUCGAUGCGGAUCUCAAUAAUUGUAUUUAACUUGGAGUUUUGAUGCUUGUAACACUUUUUAGUUUUAUCGUUCUUCAGUUCAUGUCUCUAAUAAACAGACUCUUUAGAUCCUUAUUUACUAUUCUGUUAAUUAUCACACACCAAUUUCAAUCGCAUUCAUAGUGUACUCUUUGGGCGAAUUGUGACGUCAUUUACAAUUCCAGGUAUAGCCUGCCUCUCCAUAACCCUCUCACUUAUAUCCAGAAUCGAUUUUACAGAAUCUGUGAAUCCUCUUGGAACAUUUUUCUACCAUGUCGUGCCUGGCUCAGAAUAGAAGAUGAAUUCCCCUUGCUUACCUUAAUCCAUUUUCAGACAUCCGAAAGAACCUAUUAACACAAAGGUCAUAUAUUUUAUUAAGUUGCUUAGUUUCUUGAAACCGGCCCUGCGUCCCAGCUAUUCAAUGCGAUUUUGUCUCUAGAUCUUUUGUCAUUUCGACUAUCUUUAUCAAAUUUAAGCUUUCCCAUGUUCCUUAAAUUGUUGCCCCCUAAAGCAGACAAAGGAUGUUGACCCCGUCCUAACCUUCCAUAUUAGAUAGAACUCAGCUCCCUGAUCUGCUUAGGGAUCCUCUCUGUAUUAUUUACAAUAUCUUUAUUUAUAUCCAUUAUUUUCAUGCCAAAUAACUAUGAUUCUUUUUGGCUGUGUUCAUUUUGCUGUUUUGUAUUUAAAUUGUUGUUGUUGUUGUUGGUCGUUACAGUAACUUGGUAUCUCUCUUGUUGUUGUUGUUGUCGUCGUUGUUGUAGUUGUAGUAUGCAGUUGAUUAAUUCCAGGUUUAUAAAACGGCGAAAAAUCGGAACUUUAUCCGGGUUAACGUGUCUAUUCCCCCUCGCAGCGCCAAUAUACUAGGUAUCAACUACCCUUUGUUAAUCAGGGAUCCGGCGUUAGACAUUGCACGGGCGUCUAUAACGGUUCCGGUCUUAACCAGGAAUCCGGUACUGAUCAAAUCUGUGCACCAGUUUUAAUCCAGGCUUGGCGUACUUUGAAGACCCGGGUUAACUCGGAGAUCCGGCGUAAGUAGAAGAACAGGCGUUGACGAAAGACCCGGCGCUGAUCAGAAACCUAGUUUUAAUCGAAGCAUCGUUUUUUGUAACAAUUCCGGUCCGGCAUUAAUACUUGGCCCGGCGCAUAUUAGAGAUGAUAGAAGCUGUGAGACCCGGCGCUCUUCGUAUUUGAUAGAUCCUUUGUACUUUGUAUCGUUGAAUAAUAUUUUUUAAAUAAUCAUAUUUGUACUUCGAAGAAGAUAAAUCUAUGCAAUAAAACAAAUCACCGAGUGUUUGCUCUUUUUCAAUUUCAUUCUCACGUGGGGUGCCACAAAGCUUUGUUCUAGGACCUAUCAUUUUCAAUGUUUGUCUCUCAAAUCUACAACGGCAAAAAUGACGUGAAAACGAUAGAAAUAUCGCUUGUAUGUCAUGGAACAUUGGUUUUAUCUUUUGAGACGCUAUUUUGGGCUUUUCAACUUCGGUGAAGUUUAAAAAUUGGCGUUAGAAAUUCAGUAUCUUAACUUGUUCAAUAGAUAAAGUUUUCCCUCUUUUCAUCUUACAAAUAAACAAAAUUUCUGCGCCUAUUAAUUCCAAUAUUUAUUUUGGAAAGUAAUUGGAAAGUGCUCGGGUUGGUAUCUAAUUUCGCAAUAGAUGUCAGGUAUUUGUUUAGCAUUUUUGGAACUUUGUUAUGGAAAUAUUGUUGAAAUGUAGAGAAACAUUUUAAAGGAUAGAUACAUGGGCUACAUUCUUUUGUUAUACAAACUCAACUGAAAACUUGUCCAGUGUGUUCCAAAGCUGGGAGGAACCUUAAACAAGAAAAUGAUAUCAACACUUUACUGUUGGAUUUUUUUUGAUUGAUACAGAUGUAAAACUUCUUUUCUUGCCCGGCGAAUUUCUGCACAACCCUGAAAAGCCUACUAGCAGUUUAGGCGUUUGCCCGAUUAACGGUUCUAUCGGCUAUUGCAAGAUACUCCCCGGGCUGUAGCCCGAAUAUACUAUCUAGUUGGGGCACAAGACCCGCUCAAAGAAAGAAAAAUUGUCCAAUGAACGUAAAUC